AUCAAGACAUUCUAAAUCUCCCUUUCUUUUGCGGCCCAAGGUUCUUGAAGUUACCGCUAAUGCUCUUAAAAUAUCUGUUUUUACUCUGUAUAAAGCAUUUCUAAAAUUCUGCGCGAUUAGUAACCGGCAGAUGGGCAGUACGUAACAAACGGGUCGAGUAACUGUACGUAGAAGGUGCGAAAUGAAACGUCUCGCAAAGAUGUAGGAGUAUGUAUGCAUGUGUGAAAAGUACAUAGUAUCUCGAAGCAGACCCACGAACUGCAGUCUGUAGUAGUUGCGGCACAGGAUGCGUUUCGUAUCGGUCCUCCUCACGUGCAGCCUGAUCUACCUGGUGAGCUCCUCGAGAUGUCCGGAAUCGAAGAAGCCGCAUUUAACGAGCUGCACAAUUUUCUAUAAUUGCGUGAAUCUACCUGGCGGUGGUUACGUGUGGAUCCCGUCGAAAUGUACCGAGGGCUUGGUGUUCCAACCGUAUUUACGGAUGUGUGUGGUUCCGGGUGAUAUUUGGACAUGCGAUACGCUCUCGACCGAGCGCGCUCCUGCAACGAAGAAGUACGGAACGCCCGAACUGAUCGAUUCGACGGACACCAGCUAUCUGGGGUAUACACAGGAUCCUUUGGGAUUCUCCGAAACCAUUGACUCGUCCUACGUGAUCGACAACUUCUCUGACUCGACGACCGAGGCGGUGACCGCGUAUCCUUUAAUCGAAUUUGAAGAAUCGGAUGAAACGACGCAUAGCGACAAAAGUGUGAGAAACGCAACGUAUCACAAAGAGGAGAAUUAUAUGUACGAGUACACGAAUAGCCAAGAGCAAUUACCGUUGUCCUUAACGCAACAAUAUAAGGACGUCGUAGAUAAUCACUACAAGUGGCUGAACAAAAUGAUAAAUAGGUUGCACAUCAACAAGAAGCUAUCAGCUGUGAUAUCGAGUUCUCUGUCGAUACCCGUUAAAAACGUAAACCCAACGCAAACCAUCGUCAUAUUAACGUCUCACAAUUGUAAGCAGAACAUAACGUUGAACUAUCUUGUACAAAGUAACGCAGAAAGAAACGAGUUACAUAACGGUGAACCAACCGAAAUGAUGGGAAGCAACGGUUCUCAGGUGAACAGCGUCACAACAACGGCCAGCACCGUUUCGACAGAGAACGCUUUGGAACUGCUAAUCGACAGUCUGGACUCUGACAACAGCAUAAUAAGGAUUAGCGAUAAUCUCGGGUACAAACAGUAUCUCACGAUCGACCGAUACAAAGCCGUGGCGCAUCGAUUAACACCGCGCACCGUUAGCGUCGUGGCGUGCACGAGGAACGUUCGUCUGCCGAACAGGACUGACUGUAACCGGUAUUACACGUGCGAGCCAAAAACGGCCACCGUAGUGGAGUACUCCUGCCCGCCGCACACGGCUUUUAACGUAUACUCGCGAAUCUGCGACGUCGAAAGCACGAAAACGUGCGCGAGCAACAGGUUUCCGGUGAAUGAAAUAUUCAUCGAGCGUGCCGAAAACAAAAGUACGGUCACACACGGCGAAGAAACGUCGGAGGAGAGAUUGUGCCAAGAGCUCGGUAAGAUAAAGGAUCCCGCUUCUGACUCUCAUUACUACAUCUGUUACAGCACGCCGGAUUCCGAAGAUAUAAAAUCCAUCCGAAUGACCUGUCCGAACACCUUAAUAUUUUGCCAAAACAAGAAAGUGUGCACUACUAGACGAUUAUGCGACGCACUGCCAUGAAAUACGACCAUCUUUCUUUCUUC
Molecule: messenger RNA, 1743 nt
Organism: Temnothorax curvispinosus
Lineage: Eukaryota; Metazoa; Arthropoda; Insecta; Hymenoptera; Formicidae
Exons: 2
Coding region: 287-1720 (477 amino acids)
Cellular component (GO): extracellular region
Molecular function (GO): chitin binding
Source: RefSeq, a predicted model, not a curated record